AAACCGCUCAUCUCUCUCUCCUUAGACUCCGAGUAUCAAGCAGCCGUGAGGAUUUGCUUGGAUCACUUUCACUGCUUUCAUGUUCCGUCCUUGUGCCCAAAAGCAUGAUUAAAGAAGAUGCUGUAAACAGGCUCCCGGUCAGCAAUCUCUGAUUAAACCCAUUUCAGUUGCACAAAGUGGAAAUUCCAAACGCUAAGAAUAACACUGCAAACAAAAAAAAAACACAAAGGAACUGAGAUCCGAAAGAGAGGCUUUACUGGAAGCCGCUCAGUAGCAUCGAUUAGUCACCAGGACUUUUCAGUCACAGAAUGUCACUCUAAACAAAAGCAAGGGAGAAACACGCGCACAUUGCUGAGAGAGACAGUGAGAGGAAGGAACAGCCAGAAGUGGGCAGAGAGACUGUUAGCAGAACAUCCAGAAAAUGAGAGUUGGAAAGACUUGAAUGAUUCAGAUGCCACAAAUGAGAGAAAAAGCAAUACAUCAGACAGAAAGGAAGACUUGUCUUAACUAAGAAGGACGUUAUAGACUCCACAAACCGCUCGAUUGAAACUCACAUCGAAAGGGGUUUCUCAGAAGACCCAGGUUAGAGAUUCUUCACCAUGGGCGAUCCAACAAUAAUGACAGCUGAAGCUGGCUUCACUCUGACCCAGCAGGACUGGUCCUUGGGAUGGGCACCAUACACGUCACCUCCAACCAAUUGCAGUGCCAACCUUACCAAUAACACAAAUGUGUGCCAGGUCAACGCUGACUUCCAGUACCUCAUGUUUCCCGUGGUGUACAGCCUGGUGUUUGCCUUUGGCACUGUGUCCAAUCUGUGUGUCCUCUGGUACCUCUUCAGGAAGAAGGGCUCUUUCUCACCGUCCGACGUCUUCAUGAUCAACUUGGCCACCAUUGACCUCAUCUUUGCCGCCCUGCUCCCAUUCAAAGUGGUCUACCACGCCCUGGAGAACGACUGGAUCUUCGGUGAGGUAGCAUGCAAAAUCACCGGCUCCCUCUUCUUCGCCAACAUGUAUGGCAGCACGCUCUUCCUCACCUGCAUCUGCGUGGACCGCUACAUCGCUGUCGUCCAUCCCAUCCGUUCGCUCCAGCUCCGCAAAACGCGCUACCGCGUGAUCACGUGUUGCCUCAUCUGGCUGCUUCUGGCCUGCGUCCUGCUCUGUCUGACCAUCGGAGGACCUCUGACCAGUAAGUUCCCCAAUGGCAAGACGGCCUGCCUGGAGAACUUCAACGCCAAGUCCUGGAACAGACGCAUCUCGGGGAUCAGCAUCGUGGCCGCCGUCAUCGGUUUCUUCAUCCCGUUGGUCAUUAUCAUCAUCUGCUACCCUCUGAUCGCCAAGAAGCUUCUGGAGCACAACGUGGGCAAGGACACAGUGCACACGGUGAAGAGAAGAGCCCUCCGCACUGUGCUGCUGGUGCUGGUGGUCUUUCUCAUUUGUUUCGUGCCCUACCACCUCAUCCAGCUGAUCCACACCCUCCGACGGAUCCGGGUGCUCUCCAGCUGCCGCCUCAUCCAGUUCACCUACUCGGCGCGACGGGUCACCAUGGCACUGACCAGCCUCAACAGCUGCCUGGACCCCAUCAUCUACUCGUUCAUGAGCAACACCUUCAACUGGAGGAGGCUAUGUUGCCAAGGAGAUCGGCUCACAAUCAGCUUUCCCACCAAAGACACAUCGGAAAGAAAAUCAACACGUUUAGCUGCUCUCUGAGAUCCUGAGACUUCCUUAUCCUUUCCCAGUCUUUGCUUGAACUGUCACAGAUGAAUGGUUGAGGGUGGAAGUGCUUGGUGAAGUCGGGUGGGGAGGUGGGUGAGCUCUGAGCAAGGAGUCUGUCAACAUUGACAUCUCCAUCGAAGACACACAUGCUAUCUAUCCUCCUCACACAAAGGUGUCGCUGACCUGCCCUUUCUCUUAGACACAAUUUCUCUGAGAAAUACCAUCUCCUUUCUCAUGGACUAACACAGACAAACCUUAUCUCACACUCACAGUUUACAUUCUCCCCCUCAUAGGCGUGCGCUCAAUAUUUCUUCACCCGCUCACCUACCUACUGCUGAAAUUUGAGCACUGAGUCUCUCCGCAGAUGCUGCCAGACCUGCUGAGUUUCUCCAGCGAUUUCUGUUUGAGUGUGUUACUGUUCGAUCAAUAGACCUAAAUUUCUUCAGUAAAGGCUUGCUGGAAAUCUGAAACAAACAGAGACAAUACUGGGGGUAUUCAGCAAGUCUGGCAGCAUCAGUGGAAGGAGAAACAGACUUAAUGUUGGAGGCUGGUGUGAACUAACAGGCCCACACUUGGUUGGAAGGCUGGUUUUCAAUAUAGAGCAAUGCAUUAAACAUGGGCUCUAAUCCUGCACCAACUGAGGUUACCAUGAAGGACUGUCCUUCCAACCUCUCCCCUUGCCUGAGGUAUAGUGACCCUCAGAUUAAACCACCACCAGUGAUCAGUCCAACAGCAGAGCAGUCCUCUGGGACCGUAGCACUGCGUGUGUGUGUGUGUGUGUGUGUGUAUGUGUGACUUGUAGAUGGUGUUUCAUAUGGGGUACCCUCACAAUCUGGUUCCCUCUGUCUGCCUCCCCCUCUGUCACUGUAUAAAAUCCGUUUACCAUCUGUUAUCAGUUCUGAAGAAGGCUCAUAUCAGACUCAAAACUCUCUCUUCCAGACCUGCACAGUUUCUCCAGUAUUCUCAGCAUUAUGUACCCAAUUCACUCUCUCUCUCAACGCACACAUACACAUGUGCCAAUACACAAACACAUAGACAUGAGCAGUCACUCUCUUGUACACAUUUUCCAGCAGGAGGACAGCAGAGUGCAACCAAAAAAAUAGCCUGACCGGUUUGUCAUGCUUUUUUGCAAUUUUGUCCUGACUCCUACUGCAGCACGCUCAUUUCUGCGCCAUUUGCAAGAGUUGAACUGGAGCUCCUCACUGAGUGGUGAAUAUAACAUUGUAGCAACAAACUGUUGGGGUAUGAAACCAAUCACUCCCAGUGAAAUGAACAUCUCUCACACAUUGAAUUCCCUCACCUGCAAAUGCUAGCAGGAAUAUACAUACCAACAGAACUUUGAAGAGACGAAAUUUCAAAAGGGUUAAAUUUUUGCUCCAACUUUCUGAAAUAAUCUGUUAGUGGCAGAGGCUGGAAGUUUAAAGUUUGUAUACACCAGAAGUGAGAGCUUGGAUUUGAAAAGCAUAGAAAUCUGCCCAGACAAGACCAGACAUAACAGGAAAAGCAAGAGAAAGCAGGAAGUGCUGAUGCUGGAGAGUGUGAGAUGACAAGGUGUAGAGCUGGAUGAACACUGUAGCAUCAGAUAGCAAGAACUACAGAUGCCGGAGAAUCUGAGGGGAGCAUAAACUGCAGAUGCUGGAGAAUCUGAGGGGAGCAUAAACUGCAGAUGCUGGAGAAUCUGAGGAUAGCAGGAACUGCAGAUGCAGAUGAUUGGAAAAGCAAGACUGUUUUCAGUAUUAAUGUGGAUGGAGGAUAUGUCAAUCUGAAGGAGCAACAUAUUCACUUUUACCUUAACUGCGAACUGGAAUAUCCUCACCAUUCAUGAGCUGCUCUGCAUUCUUAUAGCUUCAAGGGGGUAAGAAGAGGCAGAAAUCCUGUAGGUUUUAAUAUUGUUAUUCUGUAUGUGGGAGCAAUGCGUGGAUCAGAGAUGUUCAGCAAGACAGUUUGAAUUAGCCGAGGGAAGAGAUUUUCACCGACAGCAACGAAACAGGGCACAAUGCUUUGGGAGGAUGGUUGGUGGGGGAUGAGAAGGCGGGAUCAGUGGGACAAGCAUUUGCCUCCCACUGUAAAGACCAUGAGAAAUAGGAACAGGAGUAGGCCAAAUGGACCCUGGUCUGCCAUUCAGUCGGCUCAUGGAUCUUGAACAGGCUCAAGAGCAGCAUCUUCCCUGCUGUCGAUGGACCUGUCAAAAUUUUGAAGUUUAAUGUUGACUUUGCACUUUGUGCACCUUCUCUGCAAGCGUAACAUUGUAUUCCUCGCUCUGCUAUAUUACCCUAAUGCAACUUUGUAUGGUGUGAUCCGCAUGCACAGCUUGUGAAACAAAACUUUUCACUGUACUGAGGUAUAGUAAAUCAAAUCAAAUCAAAUUAUGACUGAUUCCCUCACUCAGCGUGUCCACUUUCCUCCCAAAUCCCCUCAAUUCCCCAACUGAUCAAGAAUGUAUCUAUUCUCUACCUGAAAUACACACAAAGACUCUGACCUCACAGUUCUCUGUGGAAAGUAGUUCCAAAGACUCACAGCUCCCAAGAGAAGCAAUUCCUCCCCAUCUCAGUCUUAAAUUGGUGCCCCUUUAUUCUGAGACUGUGCCCCUUGAUCCUGGACUCUACAAUGAGGGAAAGCAUCCUCUCAGCAUUUACCC
This is a messenger RNA of Stegostoma tigrinum, 4350 nucleotides long. RefSeq names its product lysophosphatidic acid receptor 6-like. The record is from RefSeq and is a predicted model, not a curated record. Bases 600 to 1706 code for a protein of 368 amino acids. NCBI's taxonomy places the organism in Eukaryota, Metazoa, Chordata, Chondrichthyes, Orectolobiformes, Stegostomatidae. Gene Ontology annotation, molecular function: oxysterol binding; G protein-coupled receptor activity. The transcript is spliced from 2 exons. Gene Ontology annotation, biological process: G protein-coupled receptor signaling pathway. Gene Ontology annotation, cellular component: membrane.